Molecule: messenger RNA, 3904 nt
Organism: Gigantopelta aegis
Lineage: Eukaryota; Metazoa; Mollusca; Gastropoda; Neomphalida; Peltospiridae
Product: phosducin-like protein 3
Exons: 6
Coding region: 87-806 (239 amino acids)
Biological process (GO): protein folding
Cellular component (GO): cytoplasm
Source: RefSeq, a predicted model, not a curated record
CGCCGUAUUUGUUGAGUAGUGUCACCGUGUGUGUACUUAAGUUCUCAACAUCUGUUUAAACUGCUGCACACGCCGAACCAGUAACAAUGCAGGAUCCAAAUGAGGACACAGAGUGGAAUGAUGUUCUGCGAGCGAGAGGAGUUAUCCCCCCUAAGGAGGUGGAGGUUAAUGAGGAGGACAUUGUUAACAUGGUGGAACAGUCCAUUGAGGAUAAGAGUCAAGGUCGAAGUCUUGACGAGAUGACACUUCAGGAAUUAGAUGAAAAUGAAGACAGCGUUGAUGAAGAAGAGGAGAGGUUAUUCGAGGAAUACAGACGUAAGAGGAUAGAGGAGCUACACGAAGCUCAGAGGAAGGCGAACUAUGGCAGCGUGGUGGAAAUCUCUAAAGCAGACUGGGUGACACAGGUGAACGAGGCGGGGAGCGGGGUGUGGGUCGUCAUCCACAUCUAUAAACAAGGCAUUCCACUGUGUACAUUACUGAACCAAUACCUCUCGAUCCUAGCAAGAAAAUUCCCAGCUACAAAGUUCCUCAAAAGUGUCUCCACAGUAUGCAUACCGAACUACCCCGACAAAAAUCUACCAACAAUAUUUAUCUACUACGAGUCUGACCUCAAAAAGCAGUUUGUUGGACCUCUUGUGUUUGGUGGAACAAACAUAAAACAGGAUGAACUGGAGUGGAUGUUGUCACAAGCUGGUGCUGUUAAGACGGAGUUGGAGGCUCCACCUAAGAAAGAGAUCAAAGACGUUAUGAACAUUGCUAUCCGACAGAGCGCAAUAAAUCAGGGCGAUAGUGACGAUGACGACUAAACAAUUUUUUUUAAUUUUUUUAAAAACACUUGAUGCAGUUUUAUUAAUGUUUUUAAAAUCAGGAAGCCAGAUAAGGUUUUGAGGUAUUUCAUCAGAAUGCCAAAAAUCAGAGACGCGGUUGCUAUGACUACACGAAGCUGCUGGCGACCGCAAGUCAUUUAGAACCUUUUAUCAUCAAUUUUACCCAUGAAAGGACCAAGUUUCCUGGCAGCUCGUUUGAAAUCGCAUAUGAAGUACAAAUACAUUUGCAGAAUGAUUUGCAAAGUUCCGUCACUCUUUACUGCUUAAAAUGUUUGUCAGACCGUAACAGCAGGUCAGAAAUGGACAUUAGUUUGGCAUUAUUAUUCUGUUGGUCAGGGGAGAUAAUCAUAAGUGUCAGGGGAGAUAGGGAGAUAAUCAUAAGUGUCAGGGGAGAUAAUCAUAAGUGUCAGGGGAGAUAGGGAGAUAAUCAUAAGUGUCAGGGGAGAUAAUCAUAACGUUUCAAGGGAGGUAAUAAUAACAUGUUUCAAGGGAGGUAAUCACAAGUGUCUGGGGAGGUAAUAAUGUAAUUCGAGGACUGUUUAUUCAAUGUAAAUUAUUGGACAUGUUUAUUGUUUAUUGUAAUAUUUUGAGAUUAUGCGGUGAAAAAGGGAGAUAAUUAUACAUGCAUGUUAUGUGAUAAUCGGAGUAGUCCGGCAAAGGAAUUGGUUAUGUUGGUCAAGGGACGUAAUCAUAAAUGUGCAGGGGAAAGAAGAUAGAAUAUUUUAAUUGUUUUUUGUUGUAAUUUUAUAUUCUCUUGCGAUUAUCUUCUAUCAUGCAUUCAUGGAAGACGGUCGUACAUGAAAUUCAAGGGAGACAACUAAUGGAGUCAGAUGUUGUCAUAGGCACAUGAAGCAAUAGGAUUUUUUUAAAAACUGCUUGUAAUAUCAAGGGAAGGAUAACAUGCAUGUUGUGGAGAAUAACUGUAAUCAUGUUUAUGUCAUUUAUUCAGUCUAUGGUGGUAAAACUAUUUAUUACAGUCGUACUUUAGAAUGUAAUCAUUCAAGAAAGCUCAUUAAUUUGGUGAACAUCAAGAUUCAACAUAUGGUGGUUUGAGAAAGCUCAUAACUUGAUGAAUAUUGUGUUUUAGCUUUCAACUGAUUUUCUUUGUAUAUUCAUGUUUGCCUUUAAUCAUUCAACAGUACCGUAGCACGAUUCACAAUGGAAUGAAUUUACUGUUAGUCAAUGUUUUUUUGAUAUGUGAAGUAUUUCAUUGAACAUGAUUGAAAAAAAAGCUAAUUUAUACAAAGUUUUAUUAGCUAACUACUGAAUGUUGUAGCCAUUUUGUAUAAAAAUUAACAGUUUGGAGGCUAAUUUGGCAGUGGGCAGGGUGAACCCUGCUCUAGCUUUGAAAACUUUGGUGGUGCUAUUAUUAAGCCAUCACAGAUAAGGUUGGGAAGUGUGGGGUUCGAAUCUCAGUACUGGUUCCAGCCCAGAGUAAUUGUUGAUGGCUCAGUGUGGAGACGUAAUACUUUACCAGAGCUAGCUGUGCCGCUUGCAAAAUUCGCCUGUCACGCAUUUUUAAGAACAGUUGGCGAAUUUAACAACUGGCGAAUUUUAUUUUAAUUUGGCGACAAAAAUAAAUAAAUUCCAACGCCAUAUAACCGUAAAUAAAAUGUGUUGAGUACAUCGUUAAAUAAAACAUUUCCUUCCUUGGCAUGGAAAAUAAUUAUGUAAUGACUGAUAUUUUGUUUUAAAAAUAACAUUAGGUUUUACAUUUUUGAGAUAAUUUGGUGAAAAUGUCUCGUCACCCAGAGCUAGCCCUGUUUUACAUGAACUGUCCUUCCAUUCAAAUGUCAGUUACCCAACUUUAAAUUCAUACAAACUGCCAGUCAUGUGAACUCUCUCUUACACUUUCUCAAAUUAAAAGUUAAAAACUUAAAUUUCAUUAGAAAUUUGUUUUGUAUAAUCGGUUACCUAGGUAGAAAUCAUUGGGAUAUGGUAAAGAAAUAUUUUGAAAUGUUGUCUCCAUUGUAAGGCAACUAAAUAACUGACCAACUUUAUUAUCGACAUGGUUCAACAUAACCUAGGUAAUAAAAGCCAUACAAAGCACACAUGAAAUAACAAGUGUUAUGACGUAAGUUUGGGAAGCAACGUCAUAACCCAGUCGCUAUGCAUAAAUUAGUGAAUGGAAACUGUCACAAAUACUGUUUACAAUAGGAAUAGUUUUGUUUUAUUAUCCAUAUGGUUCAACAUAACCGAGUUUAAUAAUAAUCAUACGAAGCACACAAGUAAUAACAAGUGUAAUGACGUAAUUGUGGGAAGCGACGUCGUAACAUUAUUCUUCCACAAGACUAGCUCAGACUGUGCAUGUGAAAUAUGAUGUAAUUUUGUUGUCUCUUUCUAGUUGUGGUUGAAACAUUUUGUUAUUCAUAAAAAAAAAAAAAAUGAAUAUGAAUAAUAAUAAAAUUAUUACACUCGCGUGUGAAUCAUACUGAUUUUACGAAACUUGUGUCAGGAUUCAUGUAUUGUCUGAGCGAGAGCAAAAGUCCUGACACUAGUUUCGUAAAAUCAGUAGUACGACACACAAGCUUGUAUAAUAAUCUCUAUUAAUGACAUAAUUUUGGGAAGUAACAUCAUAACAGUCCCCAGUACUAGUUUAGACUGUGCAUGUGAAAUAUAUUGUCAUUUCAUCGUCUCUUUGUAGUUGCGUUUGAAACAUUUUGAGACGGCCCUUUUUAUUCAUAAAAAAAAAAACAACAGUAAUAAUAUGAAUAAUAAAAAAAUUAUAACACUUGCCUGUGAGUCGUACUGAUUUUAUGAAACUUGUGUCAGGAUUCAUGUAUUAACAUCACUCUCGUUCGAGCAAUACAAGAAUGCCGACACUCGUUUCGUAAAAUCAGCACAAGACAAAAGCUUGUAUAAUAAUCUGUUAUCUACCAGACCAAGAAGAUAGCUGAAAUGAGUGCCUGGACAAUAUGUGCUAUAAUCACGUAAAUAAAACCGAAUGAUGAGAUCAUAAUUAACUAGUCUUUGGCAAUCUUAUAUACGAGUAUAUAUGACGUUUGUUACAGACUAUGUAAUGUUUCCAAGUUGGGAAAUAUUAAAACUGGGUUGAAAUCACAUACUGUCAUCUCGAA